Molecule: messenger RNA, 1182 nt
Organism: Sporisorium graminicola
Lineage: Eukaryota; Fungi; Basidiomycota; Ustilaginomycetes; Ustilaginales; Ustilaginaceae
Exons: 1
Coding region: 1-1182 (393 amino acids)
Molecular function (GO): nitronate monooxygenase activity
Source: RefSeq, a predicted model, not a curated record
AUGGCGGGCCGAAGCAUCAUCACACCGCUCACACGAGUGCUGCCGUCGGUCAAGACACCGGUCGUGCUGGGCGCCAUGGCUGGCGCUUCGGGCGGUCAGCUCGCAGGCGCCGUUUCUUCAGCAGGAGGCUUUGGUUUCAUCGGUGCAGGUUAUCUCACGCCGACUACGCUGCAGUCUGAAGUGGACCAGGCGUAUCAGCAGCUGUCCAUCUCCCACGUCGAGCUGCUCUCCAGUCGCAAGAGAGCGGACUUUGGCAUCGGCAUUCUCGUCUGGAGACUCACCGAGCUCAACGACGGCAAGAAACCAGGGCAGGCAGCCAGGCCCAACCAGACCGUCAGCGACUUCCUGGACGUCAUUGUCAAGGCACGACCGCGCGCCGUCUGGCUCAGCUUCGGAGACGAGCAAGAGCUGGUAGGAUGGCAAAAGGUGAUCGCCGAUCUCGACGCACAGCACAACGGCGACCUCCACGGCAACACAGACGAACAGAUCAAGUGGUUCAUCAUGAUCGGUCGGGAGCAGGAGCUGCCAGCUGCUGUGGAGAAGUGUCGCUGCGACGUGCUCAUCGUUCAAGGCUGCGAAGCGGGAGGGCACGGGCACUCGCAAGCUCCACCCCUUUCCGCUUUGCUCGCCGAAGUCUUGAAACGCUUGCCAAGCCUCAAACCCAACAAUGCAGCACAGACCACGCCCCCCUUGCUCGGAGCAGGAGGUCUCGCUGACGGCCGCUCUCUCGCAGCCCUCCUCGCAGCAGGCUGUGCCGGUGGCGUCUAUGGCACACGGUUCGUGCUGACGCCUGAGUCGACGUACUCGCAGCUGCAGAAGGAAGAACUCGUCAAGGCCAAAGGCUCUGCGACGCUUCGUACUUUUGCCUUCGACGAUGCCCGGGGCACGCUUGGAUGGCCACAGGGCACCGAUGGAAGAGGAUUGCGAAACAAGACGGUCGAAGAGUACGAGCGCGACUUGCAAGAACAGGUGAAAGCGGGCAAAGACGAUCCAGAGGGUGCGAAGAAGAGAAUGGAGAGGUACAAAUUGGCGGCCAAGGAGAAUGAUACCGAUCGCAUCGUCAUCUGGUCCGGUACGGGUGUUGGCGCCAUGGAUGCUAUCGUGCCAGCUCAGCAAGUGGUGCAGGAUAUCACACACGAAGCGAUUGAGGCGCUGUCCCGAGUUCAGAGCUAUGUUGUCUAA